AUGUGGCUCUUUGCCAAUGCUCUAACCCUAUGGCUUUCUACUGCCAAAGGUGCAGUGAAACUUUGUGAUUUUCCACAAAUCAAAAAUGGAGGUCUAUAUAAUGAAAAGAGCCGCAGACCCUACUUCCCAGCACCUAUAGGAAAUAAGUUCUACUAUUACUGCAACAGAGGUUUUGUGACUCCUUCAGGAACAUAUUGGGAUGACAUUCGGUGCACUGUGCAAGGGUGGGAGCCUGCAAUUCCAUGCCUCAGGCAAUGUGAUUUCCAGUAUGUGGAGAAUGGGGAAUCUUUACAACAGAAAGGAAAAUAUGUACAGGAGCAAUCUGUAAAAGUCCAAUGUUAUCCUGGCUACAGUCUUCCAAAUGAUCAAGACACAGUUACAUGUACAGAGAAUGGCUGGUCUCCUCAACCCAAAUGCAUUGCUUUCAAGACAUGUUCAAAGUCAGAUAUAGAAAUUGAGAAUGGAUUUCUUUCUGAAUCUGAUCUUACAUAUGCUCUAAAUAAAAAAACACAGUUUAGGUGCAAACAGGGAUAUGUAAUGGCAAGUGGAGAAACAUCAGGACCAAUUACCUGCCUCCAAAAUGGAUGGUCAGCUCAACCUUCAUGUAUCAAGUCUUGUGAUAGGCCUAUAUUUGAGAAUUCUGGAACUAAAAGUAAUAGCACAUGGUUUAAACUCAAUGACAAAUUAGACUAUGCAUGCCGUGUUGGAUAUGAAAACAAAUAUAAAGAUACCAAAGGCUCCAUAAUAUGUAAUUAUGAUGGAUGGUCUGAUAAACCCUCAUGUUAUGAAAGCGAAUGCAGCAUUCCCUUACUAGGACCAUACUUAAUCGUCAAUCCCAAGAAAGACAAAUAUAAAGUUGGAGAUUUGUUGAAAUUUUCUUGCCGACCAGGACACAGAGUUGGACCUGAUUCAGUGCAAUGCUACCACUUUGGAUGGUCUCCUAGUUUCCCAACAUGUAAAGGUCAAGUAGGAUCAUGUGAUCAGCCUCCUGAAGUCCUCAAUGGAGAAAUUAAGGGAACAAAGAAAGAAGAAUAUGGUCAUGGUGAAGUGGUAGAAUAUGAUUGCAAGCCUAGAUUUAUCCUGAAGGGACCCAGUAAAAUCCAGUGUGUUGAUGGGAAGUGGACAACAUUGCCAAUAUGUAUUGAGGAGGAAAGAACAUGUGGAGGCAUUCCUGAACUUAAGCAUGGCUCUGUACAGUUUUCUAACCCCCCCUACCACCACGGAGAUUCAGUGGAGUUCACCUGCUUGGAAAUAUUCACAAUGAUUGGAAGUGGGUCAGUUUCAUGCAUUAGUGGAAGGUGGGCCCAGCUUCCACAAUGUGUUGCAACAGAUCAACUGGAGAAGUGUAAAGCACCACAGUUAACUGAUGUGGACAGAAUUCAACCCAAUAAGAAAGAAUUUAGUCAUAACUUUAGCAUUAGUUACAAAUGUAGAGGAAAGAAGGAGUAUAAACACUCAACCUGCAUCAAUGGAAGGUGGGAUCCUGAGCCAACCUGUAGAGAGGAAGAAUCCUGCCCUCCUCCACCACAGAUUCCAAAUGCCCAAGUGAUGCAAACCACAGUGAAAUACUGGGAUGGAGAGAAAGUAUCUGUUCUUUGUCAAGACAAUUACCGAACACAGGACACAGAAGAAAUGGUGUGCAGAGAUGGGAGGUGGCAGUCAUUACCACGCUGCAUUGAGAAAAUUCCAUGUUCCCAGCCCCCUGCAAUAGACCAUGGAUCUAUUAAAUUACCCAGAUCAUCAGAAGAAAGGAGAGACAGAGUGGAGUCCAGAAUUCAUGAACACGGCACUACACUCAGCUAUGUUUGUGAGGAUGGUUUUAGGAUGGCUGAGGAACAAGGGGUAACCUGCGACAUGGGAAAGUGGAGUGCUCCACCUCGUUGUCUCGGACUUCCCUGUGGACCUCCACCUUCAAUCCAUCAUGGUAUUGUGUCUCAUGAGCUAGACAGUUACCAACAUGGAGAAGAGGUGACAUACAGUUGUGCUGAAGGCUUUGGAAUUGAUGGACCAGCACUGAUCAAAUGUGAAGGAGGAAAGUGGUCCCAGCCACCAGCUUGCAGAAGAACUAAUUGUGACAGUAUUCCCAGGUUUGAAAAUGUCGUACUCAUAGAAAAGGAAAAAAUUUCAUACAGGUCAGGUGAACAAGUGACAUUCAAAUGUGCACCUUCUUAUCAUUUGGAUGGGUCCAACAUUGUGACAUGUGUUAAUCAAAAGUGGAUUGGAGAGCUGGUAUGCAAAGAUAAUUCCUGUGUAGAUCCACCACUUGUGAAAAAUGCUACUAUAGUAACAAGGCCCAUGGAUAAAUAUCCACCCAAUGAGAGAGUACGAUAUGAAUGUAAUAAACCUUUUGAACUAUUUGGGGAAGUAGAAGUGAUGUGUCAAAAUGGGGUUUGGACAGAGCCACCCAAAUGCAAAGAUUCAACAGGGAAAUGUGGGCCUCCUCCACCUAUUGACAAUGGAGACAUCACCUCCUUCCCAUUGCCAGUAUACGCACCAUUAUCAUCAGUUGAAUAUCAGUGCCAGUCCUUGUACCAACUGCAGGGCAACAAGAAAAUAACAUGUAGAAAUGGAGAGUGGUCAGAGCCACCAAAAUGUUUAUAUGCAUGUAUAAUAUCGGAAGAAAUUAUGGAAAGACAUAACAUAAUUUCCAGAUGGAGAGAAAACAAAAAGCUUUAUAUCCGAUCAGGAGACUAUGUUGAAUUUCAGUGUAAAUCUGGAUAUAAACAGACAAAAACAUCACCUCCAUUACGUACAACGUGCAUUGAUGGUCACAUCAAUUAUCCCAGUUGCUCCAAAAACGUUCUUGGUUCAAUGGGUGAAUGA
Messenger RNA from Peromyscus californicus insignis, 2823 nucleotides. Its product is annotated as complement factor H-like. Bases 1 to 2823 code for a protein of 940 amino acids. The transcript is spliced from 16 exons. The record is from RefSeq and is a predicted model, not a curated record. NCBI's taxonomy places the organism in Eukaryota, Metazoa, Chordata, Mammalia, Rodentia, Cricetidae.